CUCUCCGGGUGUUGUGGGGCGGAACUAAUGUGCGCGCGCCGCUGUUUCCGGCGGGGCUAUUUUUCCGGCAGCGCGUGACUGUGACAGUCAAACAUGUCGAGUUCCUACAAAAACAGGAUCCAGGAGUUCAAGGCGACUCUGAGCGAGCAGGAGAUCGAUCUCAAGGCUUUACGUGAGCUCUGCUUCAGCGGGAUCCCGUGUGAAGGAGGCAUCCGUGCGCUCUGCUGGAAGAUCCUGCUGAAUUACCUGCCGCUGGAUCAGGCAUUAUGGGAGACGUUCCUGACAAAACAGAGGGAUCUGUACGCCCAGUUUUUGCGAGAGAUGAUCAUUCAGCCGGGAAUCGCCAAAGCAAACCUGGGAGUGUCUCGAGAGGACGUGACGCUGGAGGAUCACCCUCUGAAUCCAAACCCAGACAGUCGCUGGAACACAUACUUCAAAGACAACGAAGUCCUGCUGCAGAUCGAUAAAGAUGUCAGACGCUUGUACCCAGACAUGGCCUUCUUCCAGCGGCCCACAGACUUCCCCUCUCAGCUCAUCCUGGACCCGCAGAACGAGUACGAGACGCUGCGGAGACGAGUGGAGCAGACCACCCUCAAAGCCCAGACGGUGAACCGGAACCGCAGCGGCGUCACUAACGUGAGUUCUCCGGGGAAGGCGUUACACCUGUAUCCCUCUAACGAGUACGAGGUGCUGCCGAACGGCUGUGAAGCGCACUGGGAAGUGGUCGAGCGGAUCCUCUUCAUCUACGCCAAACUCAACCCAGGCAUCGCUUACGUUCAGGGCAUGAAUGAGAUCGUGGGUCCCAUUUACUACACCUUCGCCACGGACCCCAACAACCAGUGGAAGGAGCACGCGGAGGCCGACACCUUCUUCUGCUUCACCAACCUGAUGUCCGAGAACAGAGAUAACUUCAUCAAAAGCCUGGACGACUCUCAGUGCGGCAUCACCUUCAAGAUGGAGAGCGUCUUCUCCAAACUCAAGGAGAAAGACACGGAGCUGUACAUGAAGCUGCAAGAGCAGAACAUCAAGCCGCAGUACUUCACCUUCCGCUGGCUGACGCUGCUGCUCUCGCAAGAGUUCCUGCUUCCAGACGUCAUCCGGAUCUGGGAUUCGCUCUUCUCGGAUCAGGAGCGCUUCGACUUCCUCAUCCCUGUGUGCUGCGCCAUGCUCACACUGAUUCGAGAUCAGUUACUGGCUGGAGACUUUACAACUAACAUGAGAUUACUGCAGGAUUAUCCCAUCUCUGAUGUUCAUGCCAUCCUCAUUAAAGCGAAAGAACUGCAGGAAGGUUUGUAGCCGCCACGCCCCAAUAGGCUCCGCCUCCAGUCUGAUGAUUGACAGCAGUGCCGCCCAUCUCACUCGGGUGGGAUCCAGCAUUUGCCUUUGUGUGAUUGAGCGUUUGGUCUUACCGUCUCUCAGGUAGACAUGCAAGUGUGUGUAUGUGUGUGUGUGAGCGAGAGAAAGAUAGAGAUUGUGUGUGUGUGUGUGUGUGUGUGUGUGUGUGUGUGUGUGUGUGUGUGCCGCGCUCAAGUUGUUUAUUGUUGCACUGAAUGAUUUUAAAGACCAACAUACUGACUCUCUCUCACACAACACACUCUCUCGCUCUUCCUUACAGACACACACACUCCCACUCACUCUCUCUCUCACACACACACACACACAAACACACACACACACACAAGCCACAGAUGGACUCCAGAAACACUCCAGAACUGAUAUACUACAGUAUAAAUCUGGAACAACAGAAGACUGGUCACAUCCUGAGGGUCUUCAUCCAGCUGUAUUAUAUCAGUGAUUGUUGUUUGGUUUAUUACGUAUCUGUCACAAAUGAACAAACCCACAGUGGUGCAGAUGGAUGGAGGUUCUCGUCUUCAUCUGUGAGAGAACUGAAGCUUCCCAGACGUCACGGGACACUGUUCUGGAGAAGCUUGAGACGGGAGAUGAGUGAGUGGAUUCAUUCAGGAGCAGCAUGAACCAAUCAACACUACAGACCCGUCACUGAUCUCAGAUCAGCUCCUUCAGAGUCAUCUCUCCUCCGCAGAUCACACGGCUUUAGCAUCCCAUCAUCCCUCUGUUUAGUGACGUCAUCCGUCUCCACUAAUAAUCUGCAUUAACUGCUCUUCAGGCAUCUCCUCACACUAAUAACGGCGCUCGUGUUUCUCUGAGGGAAACAUCUGAUCAAACGUUGGGACUCCUUCGAAUCCUUAGUGUUUUUAUAAAUAUGUUCAUCGCCGCAGUUCAUUUUUUUAAAAUGUUGUUUUGUAUUUUAAAGCUCAGAGGAUGUUGGGAAUUGAAUGGUCUUUUAUUUGGGGAAUGUCUGGUCACACAUGUCUGUCUUUGACUGUAUUCGUUCAUGUACAUUUGAAAACCAAGUUUUUUCUUUUGCAUGAGAUGUUUUUGUAUGAACCUCUAUAGUUCUUGCUGUUGUAUAUCAAUGUUUUUACAGUGCUUGCGGAUGCACAAUAAAACAAUUUAACCUUUAAA
Molecule: messenger RNA, 2484 nt
Organism: Carassius auratus (goldfish)
Lineage: Eukaryota; Metazoa; Chordata; Actinopteri; Cypriniformes; Cyprinidae
Gene: tbc1d13
Product: TBC1 domain family, member 13
Exons: 12
Coding region: 94-1296 (400 amino acids)
Biological process (GO): intracellular protein transport; activation of GTPase activity
Molecular function (GO): GTPase activator activity
Source: RefSeq, a predicted model, not a curated record